Messenger RNA from Erpetoichthys calabaricus (reedfish), 2538 nucleotides. It is a transcript of the gene klhl43, whose product is annotated as kelch-like family member 43. The transcript has 2 exons. Gene Ontology annotation, cellular component: nucleus; cytoplasm. The record is from RefSeq and is a predicted model, not a curated record. Bases 97 to 2031 code for a protein of 644 amino acids. Gene Ontology annotation, molecular function: protein binding. NCBI's taxonomy places the organism in Eukaryota, Metazoa, Chordata, Cladistia, Polypteriformes, Polypteridae.
ACAGCUGUCCUGUUGGUCAUCCACUGACCUCUACAAAGUGUCAGAUCUUCAACUGGCAUACCCCACAUCCUUUUCAGGCAGUAACUACAAUUCACCAUGGCUCCUAAAAAGAAGAGUGUCCGGCAGAGGAAGCUGGCUCUGGAGAAGCCACCACCAGCUAUAUCUGAAGUGAUAGAAGAAACAGCCCUGGACAUUGACCACCUAAACCACCUGAACGGACUGUUGGACUCGGGCACUGGAGGCUUCCGCUGCACCACUACUGAGAUGUGCCAUCCUGAUCAUAGCUCCGUGUUGCUGGAGGAGUUCAGCCGCAUGCGCCAGGAGCGGUUUCUCACAGACCUCGUGCUGGCCACUAAGACAAAGUCCUUUGAUGUACACAAACUGGUGAUGGCCUCCUGCAGCAACUACUUCCGUGAGCUGCUUAAGAGCGAUCCAAAUUUGCAAAGAGUGGAGCUGGAAGCACUAUCUCCCCUUGGCCUGGCCACUGUUAUCACCUACGCCUACAUGGGCAAAAUCAACUUAUCGCUGUACACCAUUGGCUGCACGGUGUCCGCUGCCACCCAGCUCCAGAUCCCCCAGCUCCUGCAGAUGUGCACUGACUUCCUGACACAAGAAAUGACGGUGGAGAACUGUAUGUACAUUUCGAAUAUCGCUGGAACAUAUGGACUGAACUCGGCCCGUGAUGCGGCCCGACUCUUCUUGCGAGAGAACUUUGUUGAAUUCUCAGAGACUGAUCAUUUCCUGAAGCUGACGUAUGAGCAGAUCUCCGAGCUCCUCCUGGAUGAUGUGCUACAGCUACCUUCAGAGGUGACUGCCUUCCAGGUGGCAGUCAAAUGGCUAGAGUUUGAUGCAAAGAGGAUGCGCCAUUCAGGGGAGCUGCUGGCACAUGUGCGCUUUGGCACAAUUUCUGCCCAGGAACUGGUGAGCCAUGUUCAGCCUGUACCAUGUAUGAUGCAAAACCCAGAGUGCCAUCGCUUAUUGGUUGAUGCAAUGAAUUACCACCUGCUGCCAUAUCAGCAAAACAGUUUACAGUCCCGGCGGACCCGAGUCAGAGGUGGCCAGCGAGUGCUGGUGACAGUAGGUGGGCGCCCUUCCCUCACCGAGAAAGCUCUGAGCCGAGAGAUUUUGUAUCGGGACCCUGCCAGUAAGAACUGGUACAAGCUCUCAGAAAUGCCAGCCAAGAGUUUCAAUCAGUGCGUAGCUAUAAUGGAUGGAUUUCUUUAUGUGGUUGGAGGAGAGGAUCAGAAUGAUGCUAGAAACCAGGCCAAGCAUGCCGUGAACAGUGUGUGCAGGUACGACCCUCGUUUUAACGUCUGGCUGCACUUGGCUGGAAUGCAUCAAAGAAGAACACACUUCAGCCUGACAGCCUGCAGUGGAAUGCUGUUUGCUAUUGGGGGGCGCAACUCAGAGGGCAUCCUGUCAUCCAUGGAGUGCUAUGUGCCAUCAUCUAACACCUGGCACAACAAGAAAAGUAUGGAGCUCCCACGAUGCUGCCACUCCAGCACUGUGGUAGAUGGACAGAUCCUGGUUACGGGGGGCUAUAUUAACAGUGCCUACUCUCGCACCACCUGCAGUUACAAUCCUGCCACUGACAGCUGGUACGAGCGUGCAAACCUGAGCACACCUCGAGGGUGGCACUGCAUGGGGGCCAUUGGAGACCUAGCUUAUGUAGUGGGAGGUAGCCAGCUGGGACCACGGGGGGAACGUGUAGAUGUCCUGUCUGUGGAAUGCUACAACCCAGCUAGCGGCCAGUGGGGCUAUGUGUCCCCCUUACCCACAGGGGUCAGCACAGCUGGCCUCACAACUCUUGAAGGUCGGCUCUACCUACUCGGGGGCUGGAACGAGAGUGAAAAGAAAUAUAAGAAAUGUGUGCAGACCUAUGACCCGGCCCUGAAUCUGUGGCUAGAGGACGAGGAGCUGCCAGAAGCUACUGUUGGGGUGUCUUGCUGUACCAUCACCCUGCCACGACCGCCCACAGGCUGCAGCAUGAGCCGGGCCAGCAGUGUGACGUCCACUCCAGCCAGUUUAUAAAUUGAGGAUGGGGUGGGGUGGGGUGGGGUGGGGUAGAGGUGUGGGGGGGAUAGAGGGUGGUUCAUUAGGGAGGAACUAGAAGGAAAAGGGGAAUGGUGUUCACACCACUCCGGCCAAAACCAUUGCACAAUUUCUUUUUUUUUUUUUUUUCACACAGCUACUCAUUUCCAUAUUUAUUUAUUUUAUUUAUGUUUUUGAUAAGGCCUUGUACUGGGCAUUACAGUCCAGUUUGGAUGAAUUUAUCAAGGAAUCACAAAUGCUUGUGUGAGAGGCUAUUGACACAUUCUAAUGGUGCUGAGGGACGGGGUGCAGCCUCCACAUGCUGCCCUUGACCCCAAGGAUCAACAAUAAACAUCUGCUAUGAAUGUCUUCUGGCAUCCACAACAGCUCGAUCCGCAAGAAGAGCACUGUAUGCCAGACCUACCACCUUGAUCCUUGGGUAAGAGGCAGACGGAGACAGCAUGAUAGAAACGAAUCAGAAGCAGGAAUGAAGAGAGUAAAAAUAGA